GCAAACAGUAGUUAACAAUGGCAGUUGGCUUAAUAUUCGUUUUGCUAGCAACGCUGCAGCUGAGCGCAGCGCUGCCCAUGAACAAAGUUAUAGAUCUCGAUGCAUACUUUGAGCAAGCGGACAGCAGCUCGCAGGAGCGCGUUGUGGGCGGCUAUGAUGUGCCCGAUGAUGAGUAUGUGCCCUAUCAGGUGUCCAUGCAGUUCCUUACGCGCAGCGGCAAGCAGCGUCACUUCUGUGGCGGCUCACUCAUUGCGCCCAAUCGUGUGCUGACUGCCGCGCACUGCGUCAAUGGCCAGAACGCCAGUCGCAUCACAGUCGUUGCGGGAGUGCGUGAUCUGAACGACAGCACUGGGCCACGUGCUCAGGUGCAGUCGUAUGAAAUGCACGAGAACUAUCAGGAGCUGGUCACAAGUGAUAUAGCCAUACUUAAGCUUGAGUCAGCCUUUGAGCUGGAUGACAAACGCAUUGCUACCAUCGAUGUUAGCAGCAAUGAUCUUGUGGGCGCUGAUCAGGAUGUGCUGCUCUCCGGUUGGGGCUCAGUGUUUCACUUUGGCACUGGACCCUUCGCCAAAUAUCCUACUGUGCUGCAGAAGCUUUCGUAUAAAACCUUGUCCAACGAAAAGUGCAAGCAGACCAUGGAGCAGUUAACCGAUACGGAAAUUUGUGCCUUGGAACGUUUUGGCAAAGGCGCCUGCAAUGGUGAUUCGGGUGGUCCUUUGGUCAUGAGCAAUGGUGAAUCUCUGAAGCAGGUGGGCGUCGUCUCCUAUGGCACUGCCUUCUGUGCCUCCAACAGUCCCGAUGUCUAUACACGCGUCUCUAUGUUUGACGCUUGGAUUAAAGAGCGCAUGGCUUAGAUUCGGCAGCGCAUUUUCACACUCUUUAAAUUUUACAAUUAUUAGCAAAUGAAAUUAAAAUCUCUUUCUCAUUACUUUAAUAACAUUGU
Drosophila busckii is the source of this 943-nucleotide messenger RNA. Its product is annotated as chymotrypsin-1. The coding region runs from base 18 to 854 and encodes 278 amino acids. Gene Ontology annotation, molecular function: serine-type endopeptidase activity. The record is from RefSeq and is a predicted model, not a curated record. Lineage: Eukaryota; Metazoa; Arthropoda; Insecta; Diptera; Drosophilidae. The transcript is spliced from 3 exons. Gene Ontology annotation, biological process: proteolysis.